AUGGAUUGUAACAAUUUUCUUAAUGAUGAGGAUAUUCUUAAAGAUUAAGAUCGCAUCCAGCCAUUUAUAAAUGCAAUCACACGCAAUAAGCAUCUCUUUAAAGAUAAAGUAAUUUUAGAUCUUAAUGCUGGUCUUGGUCUAAUUCCAAUUUUACUUAUUAGAUCUGGAGCUAAACAUGUAUAUGCUAUGAAAUCACAUGAUCAUGCAAAUAAAAUAUUAGAAUCCAAUUAAAUAAACAAUGUCACCCUCCAUAAAAAAGCCAUAAAAGAAGUAGAAUUAGAUUGCAAGGUUGAUAUUAUCAUAUCUGCAUGGAUGGGCAAUAUGUUAUUCUAUCGGGGAAACAUUUAAGAGUUAAUAUAAGCAAGAGACAAAUACCUAAAUUAAGAUGGACUAGUCUUGCCUGACAAAGGUUAAUUGUAUCUCCAGUCGAUCGAAGAUGGUGAAUAUCGGGAUUAAAAAUUGACAUUUUGGUAUGCUUUCCUACCCCUAAAUAAGGGAUUCUGUCUAUGGAGUCAAUAUGAAAUGGAUGAAACAGUGGAUUAAACAUGAACCUCUACUUGAAAGCAUCAGAAAAGACUAAUUAAAUAGUGAUCCUGUUUUAAUUUAUGAAGUGGACUUAAUGAAAUGCACUUUUGAAGAUCUAUCAUUUAGCAAUUCAUAUUAAGUUCAAAUCAAUAGAUAAGACUUUGUCACUGGAGUAAUUAUAUGGAUGAAAUAUUCAUUUACUUUUACUCAUCUUCCAAUCAAUGUCAUCAUGGGUCCAACCAAAUCUCCAUUUUGGAAACCAGUCAUUUUUUAUUUCAAUGAUGAAAUACCUGCUUCUAAAGGAGAAAAACUAAAAGGUAAAAUAUUAAACCUUUAUUCUAGGUUCCUUCGCUAUCAAAUUUGUUUAAGACGAUCUAAUCCUUAUUAAAUUAUCUGCCCAUACAAAACAAUACCAUUAAAUAUAAUCUUUUAGAUUAAAUUGA
Molecule: messenger RNA, 968 nt
Organism: Paramecium sonneborni
Lineage: Eukaryota; Ciliophora; Oligohymenophorea; Peniculida; Parameciidae
Source: the annotation of a GenBank genome assembly